AUAACGAAAGUUCCAACGAACGAGUAUCGAUAACAUAUUAAACACGAAUCAACCGUUGUGCGUAUCGCGUGGAGGAUCUCUUUCUCGACAACGUCCAGGUUCUUUGCCUUGGUUUUAUCGUAUUCACCAGUUUUCCGGGAUAGCGCUACGAAUAGCGUCACGAAUAGCGUCACGUUUCUCGUAACCUCAAUACGUUGUUGGGACAAAGUAACCAGAGCCUCGUCGAACACAUGGCGCCAUCGGGCAUUCGAUCUUCAUUUUAUUCGUUGCAAGUCGGCUAGACCGUUUCGUGUUAGAAACUUCGAAACUUCGAAACAAGGGAAAAUUAAGGCGCGAGGGGAAGGGGUGAAGGUUUAUAUUUAAAAAUUGAAAAAACACGAUAGUAGCGAUACAUGAGUAGAAAAAUCGUGUUCAUGAGAAUACUUUUCUUCAUUUCCCCCCUCGAAUGUAUAGCGAGAAGAAAAGAUGAAAGGGAUAGCGAGAAUAAGAAAAAUUGGAACGAAGGGAGAACGAACACGAAGAGGAGAAAAAAGGCACGAUGAUGGUGAAUCAAAGUGUCGACUGGUGAAAGAGAGAAAGAGUGACACGGGAGCGAUUGAGCAGGGGGGCAGGGGGGAGGUCAAGGGGUAGAGUAGCGUCUAUGCGGUGCACGGCAGGCAAAGGGUCGAGGGGAAAGGGGGUGUGGCUGUAUCGGAGGGUGAAGUUGCGCGAUGUGGAAAGUAACGGAUAGAAGAGAGACAGGAGGAUGCGCGCAGGCGUGAAACGUACGCGGUGAACGGUCGGCAUCCGUGUGGCGCGAGUUAGAAGUUGGCUUUGCACUUUUAGUCUCGGCUCGUGUCCCUUCUCGUCCGUCCUCGUUUUCCCGAUCCGUAUAGGAGAAGAAGCGAGAAAGAGAGGAGUUGUUCCCGAAGCGGUGCGGAAACUAUUUUCUUUCUUCCUUCAGAUUCCGUCAAGCUUAACCGUCAUAUCAAAAAAAGAAAAAUAAAAGGAACAAAGCGCAAGAAAAAGAGAGAAAGGGAAAAAAGGAAAAGAAAAGAAAAGAAAAGGAAGGAAAGAAGCGCGUCGGGCGUUACGAUGAAGCGGAUGAAUUUUUUGUUCGGUGUUUACCGUCUUCGUAUGAAACGUGUUCUUUCGUAGCACCGGAAGCGCUUUCCAUUGCACCGGGCGAACAUCGCGUUCGAUGGAACGCGCCGGAACGGACGAAGAUGUCGGAGAAGAGUGUCGAAACUGGGAAAUCGACGCCAAACGACAUUCUCGAGGAAAAGAUAGGGAAAAAGAAAAGCACUGCGCAACGUCGAUGGCAAAUCCUUGCCAAGGCGUUGAUCGGCCCUCAGGAAUCGAUCUCUAUAGACGCGGAGGAUGAGAUCUCGGUUCGUCGUUUCACCAGUUUCGAUCUGUUGAGAGUCGGUCGAAUAGAGAGCAUUACUGUGGAUCAAGAUUGCGCCGCUUGGUGCGAAUAUUCUACCGUUUUAGAAAAUAAACUGUUCACGGUGGAAAUUCGACGAAUAAAGAAGAAUUUCACGGCAAACGAAUUGAUCGGUUUCAACAAUACCGGAAACAUCUGUGUCUGGCCGUCGGAAGAAUGUUUGGCUUACUAUCUACUGAAAAACCGGCAGCUGUGUCGAAACAGAAGAGUCCUUGAACUCGGCGGCGGUAUGAGUUGUUUAGCAGGGCUGAUCGUCGCCAAGUACUGCAACCCGAAGGAAAUCGCGCUGACAGAUGGCAACGUGACCAGCGUGAACAACGUACGACGAAUCAUAGCUAAGAACGGCAUGGCCGAUUUCGUAGAGUGUGGCGUCGUUCAGUGGGCCAAAGCGGCCAGGGCGAUCAGGGCAGCCAGAUCGGUCAGGGCGUUCGUACACCCGCACCCCAACGGUCUUCGAGUCAAGAACUGGACUGGUGGCGCCAAGGAUGUUGCAAAAUUUACGGAAAGACUGUACGACGUGAUCCUGUGCGCGGACUGUUUGUUCUUCGACGAGGCUCGGUCAGACUUGGUGGAAACGAUCUACGGGUUGCUGGCCAACGACGGCCUCGCUUUGGUGAUGGCACCUAAACGAGGCUCGACUUUUGAAAAGUUCAGCGAAGCAGCGGUAAAGCGAGGUUUCGUCGCGCGACAAAUGGACCGUUACGACGGAAUGAUUUGGUCGAGGCAUCUAGAAUUGUUGGAGCACAGCCAGGGGUAUUGUCCAGACCUCCAUUAUCCGAUUCUUCUGGAACUGAGCAAGCAAAAGAAAACGUCACCCGGAUGAUCGGUGUCGAUGGUUAAGCACGCGGACAACGAUCGCGACCCAGAUCCAGACGAGAGUUCCGCCCUCUGGCCCAUUUUUACUCCAUUCCGGGCCAUUCCCUUCUUCCAUUCCGUUUAUCAACCGACCAGCUUAUUUUUUCCUUCAUCGCCUUGCCCCUUUUCCCCCUUUUCCCCCUUUUCCUUUCUUUCUUCUUUUCGCUUCCUGCGCAUUUUUUCUUCGCUUCGAUUCGAUAUAUCGUGUAUCGAAUAUAUAUAGGGCGCACGUGUAUACGCGUAUGUAAUCGCGAGUACAACGGAGUUAUCGAAUCGUACGGAAAUUGAUAUUCGCGAUUAAAGAUGGCUUACUCGUUGCACGAUACGCGUGGCCCGGACGAGUUGUAAACGAUAGUAUUUCAAGUACCUGACAUUAGACUGAUAAAGAUAAAAAAAUGGUAAUCGCGAUCCUCGCAAUUACAGUUUCGAUGGUUUACCGUUUACAGGAAUAAGGACUGGCAUUGAUCGAUAGGUGGCAAUUAUCGACAUUUGCCAGCUUAGCACGGAUCGUACCGAUUGUUUCGUUUACAGAGAAACGUUAUAAAAACGUUUUCAUGUGAUUCCCGUUUCGUUCGCCUCUCGUUAAGAUCUUUCCAAAUGAAUCUUUCUCGAAAGAUUGGUGCUAACCCAACUAUCGCGACCUUAUGCCACUUACGUCCGCCGAUCUCUGUCGUUUUACUCAUUUUCGAACACUUUUUAGCCAUGUACUUAUAAGUGAUACAAUUGAGGGUCCAAAAUAUAUGGGACGGAAAAGAUCGAUAGCGUACGAUUUUUGUACAAGGUAACCAUGUAUCGUUGCGCGUUUCAGCAAUCAUUUUCGAUUCAAAACGAAUAAAGGAACUUUUAAAUUGAUCCGAUAAAGCGAUACGUGUCGCGAUAAACACUAGUCCAAAGCGCAUGAAUAUUUAUUCGUUUAUUCACUUACCUAGUUGUUGUUUUUGUUUAUCGAUUUGCAUAUUUUCUUGCUUCUUUCUUUCUUUCUUUACAUAUUUCUUUGUUUAUUUAUUUGAUGGUUUUUUUGUUUUUGUUCACGUAAUUAGAAUUCACAUUACGUUGAUUCAACGAGGAGCGUACUUUUAGGGCGGUCAGUACCUUUAUUAAUAGAAAAUAGGUUGAUUACCCAAGAUUACUCCGUCGAUCUAUGAUAUUCUCGUACUUUUGUACGUUCUUUUUUUCUUUUCUCCUUUUAUCUUCAGUUUCCUUUUUCUUUUCCUUUUUUCUACCUUUUUCGACCCCACAGGUUAUGGCGCAGAUCGAAUAACUACCUUAAAAGACCAAUCUAUCAUAGUACAGCCUAGUCAAAGCUACCAAACUUCCAUUAUCGUGUAUUACCUACCUGUACUUUUACAAAAACGAUAACAUGUAUUUGUACGUGCACGCAUCUGUGAGCAUAGAUAUAUACGUGCGUACCAGAUUGUAAAGAAAUAUUAUAAAUAAAAUAUUUUCACUUAACAACCUCUCAGCGUGACGUCUCGUAAUCGAUCGAGCUACAAACAGGUCUGACACUGAUCUACGCAAUUUUAGUUUGUCCAUUUUUCAUCGGAUAACGCGUCGUUCCACGGAGUAUGUACUUACAUAUGUAUUUCUGUGUACUUACAUACCUACAUACGCUACUUUCUCAUCGACUUUAUGAGAAAGUAUCAUUACGCGUUUCAUAUUUUAUUCAAUUACG
This is a messenger RNA of Eufriesea mexicana, 3953 nucleotides long. RefSeq names its product calmodulin-lysine N-methyltransferase. NCBI's taxonomy places the organism in Eukaryota, Metazoa, Arthropoda, Insecta, Hymenoptera, Apidae. Gene Ontology annotation, molecular function: calmodulin-lysine N-methyltransferase activity. The coding region runs from base 1206 to 2249 and encodes 347 amino acids. The transcript has 2 exons. The record is from RefSeq and is a predicted model, not a curated record. Gene Ontology annotation, cellular component: cytoplasm.